Ilex paraguariensis (yerba mate) is the source of this 267-nucleotide messenger RNA. NCBI's taxonomy places the organism in Eukaryota, Viridiplantae, Streptophyta, Magnoliopsida, Aquifoliales, Aquifoliaceae. The record is from the annotation of a GenBank genome assembly.
AUGAGCAGAGUCUUCUUCCAAGUGGACAAGCAAGCAAUGCAGGGAAUGAAAGACAAGUCUCCAAAGUGUGAUUCCACUAUCAAAUCUAUAACUGACUCUGCUUGCUCUGCAGAGUCUUCAUCUUCUUCUUCUAAGCAGGUGAGAAGAUUUUCCAGCGUUUCGAAAUCUUUCAAGAAGGAUGAUAAAGAAAACAAUGACAAGCAGCUCAAACAGGCCGAAGAGUCACUCAGGACAGUCAUGUACUUGAGCUGUUGGGCUUAUGUUUAA